GUCUCCAGUGCGCGUUCACGCCCGCCAACACGUCCACGACUGUGUAAUUAAUGAGUUAAUUAAAGCAGAGUGUCUCCAUGAGUCUGCAGCAGCUUGGAGCAAAGCCAGGAGCAAAGCCAGGAGCGACACGUGUUUGCAGUCAUGACCAGCCAGAAGCCCAAAGCAGAGAGCCAGGGCGAUGAAGCUGAGGGUCCGGAUGGAGGCUGGGGUUGGGUGCUGGUCGGGGCCCUGUUUGUCAGCACGAGCCUCGUCUUCGGCCUGAUGCGUAGCUUGGGGAUCUUUUUUGUAGAGUUUGUUCAGUACUUCGAGGAGAGCGCUCAGGCCAUCUCGUGGAUCUCCUCAACAGGCCUGGCAGCACAGCAGUUCUUCAGUCCGCUGGGUGCUGCACUGUGUAACGCAUAUGAUGCCCGGGUGGUGGUGAUGACAGGCGGGUGCCUCGCCGGACUCGGCCUCGUACUCGCCUCGCAGGCCACCUGUCUAGUUCACCUCUACCUCACUAUGGGUUUAAUUUCAGGUCUGGGUUGGGGCCUGGUCUUCACUCCCAUGGUUGCCACAGUCAUGGCGAACUUCACUCGGCGGCGGACUCUUGCUUUAGGACUGGGGUUCUCCAGCAUUGGCCUCUCUUCCUUUGCUUUCAACCCGCUCUUCCAGCUGCUGGUGGAGAUGUACACCUGGCGGGGGGCCUUGCUGAUUCUGGGGGGCCUCAGCCUCAACAUCGUGCCCUGCGGAGCUCUCAUCCGACCACAGCGACGCUCCAAAGCUCCAUCACCAGUGGAUUCAGAGCACACUUUUUCAUUUUCUGCAGCGCUACAUCGAGUCUCCUCAUACCUGGAGCUGUCGCUGCUCUGUGAGAGGCCGUACGUCACCUACACCAUGGCUAUCACCCUUCUAAACGUCGGCUACUUUGUGCCAUAUUUCCACCUGGUGGCCCACAGCCGCCAAGUUGGCUUCUCAGAGUACCAGGCUGCUUUUGUCAUGUCCGCCGCUGGCACAACAGACAUUUUUGGCCGCGUUGUAUCGGGCUGGUUUGCAGACCUGGGUCACUUUAGGCUGAUCCAUCUACUGAGCUUGUGGACGACGCUGGCAGGGGUUUUCAUCAUGCUGCUGCCUGUGAGCUCCUUGUCCGGUUCCUACCCGGGCCUGGUGGUGAUCAGCCUCCUGUACGGCUUCUGCUCCGGGGCGCUGACCUCUGUGGUCUUCGCAGCAGUGCCCAUGGUUGUGGGUGUGGAGCGCAUGAUGGGAGCCCUCGGGCUGCUGCAGCUCAUUGAGAGCGGCGCAGGACUGCUGGGGACGCCUCUGUCAGGAUUACUCAAGGACAUCACAGGCAACUACAUCGCCUCUUUUGCGGUAGCGGGGUCCUUCCUCAUCCUCGGCACCUUUAUCAUGGCCACCCUGCCUCACUACUUCUCCCGCACAGAUCCACCACCUCCGCAGAGACGUUCCCUUGACAACAAAGAUAAGGGUCUAAAUCCAGAGAUGGAGCAAAUGAAUAGUUUGCCGUCUGACACGAAUCAUAAAGAAGCUGAAUGGACCGACAGGUGAAAUAAUUUGGAUCAGUAAUCUGCAAGAUAAGAGUUCAAGAGCCUUGUUGGUACUCUACAGUGUAUCAGUACCGACCUGAAGACACCAGCAGUAAAUACAGUGUCACACAAGUCACUGAAGGGUUACGUGUUUGCAUCAUACCUCCGUCUGAGAACCUACUGUGGAAACUCACGUACAGAUCGUAACCUCAGAUUAAUAUUUAGGCCAGUGCAGCUGCCUUGAAGAAGACUCUGGACAUGUAAAUGUUUGAGUUACAACGUAUAGAUGUGUGGGUGCUUAACAUCCACAGUGGCAUGACAAGCAAGAUAGGAAAUUGUAUGUUUUACUUCAGUUUCAUUACUACACAAACCAUCAAGUUUGCACAUUUACUGUAACAUACUUGACUGAGGAGCCAAGAAGCAGAAACCAGUUUAAUUAUCUUUUAAUGUAAAAUGUUAAUCAGACUCUUAGUAGUAGCUUUUUUUUAAAUGUUACACCUACAUGAUUCAUCUUUAAAUUUUCACUGUUCUCUGUAUAUUUAAGCUAAUUUAAUGAAGCAAUAACAGCAUUUAGCACAACUGUGAAUAAGAAGCGUGUGGACAAAUAGUCACUAAGCUGUCCAUAUGAUUCAUGGUCUUUAUGCUACUGUGUAAUUUGUGGGUGCAGAUUUAUGGUGCAGUGUCUUAAUAAUUAGCACCUCAACUCUGCGUCGCUCACCGUUAGCACUGAUUGAUCACUAGCACAGCAGCAGCUUGAAACAAGCAGCUCACACACCAGCACUGCCCCCCCCUCUUUCAAACAGGAACAUGAAUCUAUUGUUUAAGUGCAUUUUUCUUAUGGCACGAUGAUUGAUGACUAAAACUUUGUACUUUUGUUAACCAUAAACCUGCCUUUGUAAACAGAUAUUUGGCUUUUCUAACAGCUGACUAAACACCACAUCUGCAGGACAACAGGGUCACUGUGACCUGCUGGUUACUGGUCCACUAAUUUCUGUGAGGGUCCUGGGAAUGUAAAAGGCACUUGAUUGAAUAUCUUACUUGUUCAUGCUGGCAGCUACUGAACUACAGCGCUUCAGUAAAUGUUGAGUGGAAAAUGUCUUAAUCAGCUACAUGUUUCCUGGGAGAUUCAAAGCUGUGACCUUCUAGUCUUAAAACCUACCACUGAAACUUAAAAUAUGAUAUUUUUGCACUUUGUCUAGAAUAAAAGAGAAGUGUAUUUUGUUUAA
Messenger RNA from Scomber japonicus (chub mackerel), 2746 nucleotides. RefSeq names its product solute carrier family 16 member 13 (gene slc16a13). Gene Ontology annotation, molecular function: monocarboxylic acid transmembrane transporter activity. The coding region runs from base 142 to 1542 and encodes 466 amino acids. Gene Ontology annotation, biological process: monocarboxylic acid transport; transmembrane transport. The transcript has 6 exons. The record is from RefSeq and is a predicted model, not a curated record. NCBI's taxonomy places the organism in Eukaryota, Metazoa, Chordata, Actinopteri, Scombriformes, Scombridae.